GCUGCUGCUUUAAUCUUCUGAUCCGGUUUGCGUAUCGCAAUGGCCUGGUCGGGCUAUAUUGGUUGAAAUUUUCCUUCCCGUGGGUCCUACCAUGUCAGAUAGGCUGUUUGAAGAGCCGUAAUACUAAAAUCAGCAAAUUCAUGGUAUGUGACGUCAGUAAAGUGUCUCCCUAAGGUUCGACCACUGCCACCAGUUAAAAAGCGUAUCACUUUAAAAACAGCUCUUAAAGCUUUUGGAUUAUUUUGUACAUUUACAGGCAGUGGUCUUUUAGGUUACAAACUAUUUGUAGAUUUACCAUCAUACAAUGGACCAACAAGAGAUUUGCAAAAUAAACCAAUCGUGAUAACACAACCAUGUUCCAAAAUAUCCCGUGAAAUUGUAUAUAAUUUAGCUAAACAAGGUGCACAUCUUAUUUUAGCUGAUCAUCAUUGGGAUAAAUGUGAUGAAUUAAAAGAACGUUUAAUACGUAAAUAUGGUAUUAAAUCAGAUAUGAUUGAAUGUCGACGUUUAGAAUUAGAUAGUAUGAUAUCAAUACGUCGUUUUGUUGCUAAUCUAUUAAAUGAUUAUUCUCAAUUAGAUACAGUGAUUAUUCAAUCACCAUCUUAUAUUAAUAAUAUUAUUUCUGGUAAACGAUAUAUUACACAUGAUGGAUUUGAAAAAGAAUUAGGUAUUAAUUAUUUUUCUACAUAUUUAUUAAGUCGUUUAUUAAUUAAUCAAUUAAAUGAUAAUAAUGGACGACUUAUAUUAGUGAUUGAUACAAAAUCAGCUAAUAAAAAUCAACAAAAUUUAAUGAAUAAUUCAUUUAUAGAAACAUCAAAAAUUACAAUUCCAUUAGAUAAUAUUAAUUGGGAUAAUGAAUUAAAUUAUACACCAAAAAAUGCAUAUGAUCGUGCACAAUGGUUUUUAUUAAUGUUUGCUGAUGAACUUGCACGUCGUAAUUCUUCAAUUCAAGGUAAAAAAGCAUCAAUUCUAGUUACAAAUCCUAUUGUUACACGAGGUUUAAGUCCUGAAAUGGAUGAGAAAUAUUUGAAUACUAAAGGAAUUUUAAAAUUAAUUUACAUGUUAAUUGAUGCUUGUCCACGUUUAAUUAGUCGUAAAUCAUCAAAUACUAGUUUAUUUUGUACAACUGUUGAUUCUUCCAUUAUUGAUUCAACAAAUGAUCAAUCAAUUGUUAAUUGUGCUCCAAUCUAUCAAGAUCUACGUUUAUUGAUUUCUUCUAAACAAAUGGAUCAAACCAUUGAAAAUAGACGUCAUGCAUCAGAAUUAUUAUGGAGAUUAAGUGAAAAAUGGACUCGAUUAGAUACUCAUCCUAAUGCAUUACCAUUACCUAAUAAACCAUUAAUAAAGAAUAAUGAUAGCAAACUAUCAGAUGGCAAUGUUGAAACUGUCUCAACAAUUCAUGCAUAAAUUGUAA
Schistosoma spindalis is the source of this 1414-nucleotide messenger RNA. The record is from the annotation of a GenBank genome assembly. NCBI's taxonomy places the organism in Eukaryota, Metazoa, Platyhelminthes, Trematoda, Strigeidida, Schistosomatidae.